Parathielavia appendiculata is the source of this 507-nucleotide messenger RNA. RefSeq names its product glutathione peroxidase. Lineage: Eukaryota; Fungi; Ascomycota; Sordariomycetes; Sordariales; Chaetomiaceae. Gene Ontology annotation, biological process: cellular response to oxidative stress. Gene Ontology annotation, molecular function: glutathione peroxidase activity. The transcript is spliced from 2 exons. The coding region runs from base 1 to 507 and encodes 168 amino acids. The record is from RefSeq and is a predicted model, not a curated record.
AUGGCCUCUGCAACAACCUUCUACGACUUCAAGGCUCUCGACAAAAGAGGAAAAGAGGUGCCUCUCUCCGACUACAAGGGCAAGGUCGUCCUGGUCGUCAAUACCGCAUCCAAGUGCGGCUUCACCCCGCAGUACGCCGGCCUUGAGAAGCUGUGGAAGACCAUCCACGAGAAGCACCCAGAUGACUUUAUCAUCCUCGGCUUCCCCUGCAACCAGUUCGGCAACCAGGAGCCGGGUUCCAAUGACGACAUCCAACAGUUUUGCCAGAUCAACUACGGCGUCACAUUUCCCAUCAUGGCCAAGGUCGACGUCAACGGUGACAAUGCCGACCCGGUUUUCAAGUGGCUCAAAGCCGAGAGGCCUCGUCUGUGGGGAGCGUUCCCAACGGUACUGUGGAAUUUUGAGAAGUUCUUGAUUGGGAAGGAUGGCAAAGUGAAGGGUCGCUGGUUUCCGAGCAAAGCGCCGCAGUCUCUCGAGCCGAUAAUCCUAAAGGAGUUGGCCAAGUGA